Propithecus coquereli (Coquerel's sifaka) is the source of this 1200-nucleotide messenger RNA. It is a transcript of the gene LRAT, whose product is annotated as lecithin retinol acyltransferase (phosphatidylcholine--retinol O-acyltransferase). The transcript has 3 exons. NCBI's taxonomy places the organism in Eukaryota, Metazoa, Chordata, Mammalia, Primates, Indriidae. Gene Ontology annotation, molecular function: phosphatidylcholine-retinol O-acyltransferase activity. Gene Ontology annotation, biological process: retinol metabolic process. The record is from RefSeq and is a predicted model, not a curated record. The coding region runs from base 255 to 947 and encodes 230 amino acids.
GCCGCAGCGAAGGUGGAACUUCGGAGCACUGUGCUCGGCCCUGCUCCGCAGCGAGGCCCCAGGUGUGCUCGUUCGUCUUGCUCCCAGUAGCACCGCUCCCACUGUUCCCGCGGUCAGCCACCGGUUCCUUGUCUUCCUCACUCCCCAUUGCGGAUUGGCUGAGCCAGUCUCCAGGCUUCUCCUUCUUCCUUCUUUUUCUUCCUCUUUCCUCGGCAGCCGCAGUACCUCGCGCUGUAUCUCACCUGGCCUGCAGGAUGAAGAACCCGAUGCUGGAGGUGGUGUCCCUGCUACUGGAGAAGCUGCUCCUCAUCGCCAACUUCAAGCUCUUCAGUUCGGGCUCCCCGGGCGAAGACAAAGGGAGGAACGGUUUCUAUGAGAUCAGCUCUUUCCUCCGGGGCGACGUGCUGGAGGUGCCCCGGACCCACCUGACCCACUAUGGCAUCUACCUGGGCGAUAAUCGUGUCGCCCACCUGAUGCCCGACAUUCUGUUGGCCCUGACCGACGACAAGGGGCGCACGCAGAAGGUGGUUUCCAACAAGCGUCUUAUCCUGGGCGUCAUUGUCAAAGUGGCCAGCAUCCGCGUGGACACAGUGGAGGACUUCGCCUACGGAGCCAACAUCCUGGUCAAUCACCUGGACGAGUCCCUCAAGAAGAAGGCGCUGCUCAACGAGGAAGUGGCGCGUAGGGCUGAGAAGCGGAUAGGCUUAACUUCCUACAGCCUGCUGUGGGACAACUGCGAGCACUUCGUGACCUACUGCAGAUACGGCACUCCGGUCAGCCCCCAGGCCGACAAGUUUUGUGAGAAUGUGAAGAUAAUCAUUCGUGAUCAGAGAAGUGUUCUUGCUUCAGCAGUCUUGGGACUGGCAUCUAUAGUCUGUAUGGGCUUGGCAUCAUAUACUACUCUUCCUGCAAUUUUUAUUCCAUUCUGCCUAUGGAUGGCUGGCUGACUUCAUAUCCCCACGUCAGUGUGUAUCCUGUUUAUAAAUAUGUUUAUAUUUAUAGAGCACCAAUCAGUAUAAAGCAUUGUUGAGAAAAAUGUGACCUACAACACUGUGGUCUGGAUAAAAAUGUGAUUAAGAAUCACGCAAAGUGCUUACUGUGUAAGCCCAAGAACAAAGGCUUUCUGAAUCUUCUCAGGCAGUUCUGUUUUAAAGUACCGUCCAAACCUUGGAAACAGGCCAGCUUGUGAUAGAAUUCAGC